Messenger RNA from Microplitis mediator, 2133 nucleotides. RefSeq lists its product as uncharacterized. The transcript is spliced from 9 exons. Bases 158 to 1951 code for a protein of 597 amino acids. Gene Ontology annotation, cellular component: membrane. NCBI's taxonomy places the organism in Eukaryota, Metazoa, Arthropoda, Insecta, Hymenoptera, Braconidae. The record is from RefSeq and is a predicted model, not a curated record.
CUCUCGAUCAAUUCAAAAGGACAAACGUUUACACAUCAGUCAUCUCGUUGCUCUGCUUUCACUUAUAGUUAUUAACCAUUACCAUACUCAUUGCUAACUACUUACUAAUUACGGUACCGUCAGUUUAAAAAAGUGUUAAAUAAAUUAAUAAGAAAAUAUGAAGAUUUUUUGUGUGUUACUGUUCAUUGUCGGUGGAUGUUUGGCUGGCGCGUGGGAUAAUAAUAACAACUCUCGAUGCCCGCCUGUUCUAUUUCCAAACGGUAAAGUACGAUCACGCGGUCGUGGAAGGAUUAUCAGAUUUAAUUGCUUCGAAGGAUUCACCCUAGUCGGCAAUAAAUACUCGACGUGUGUUCGCGGCACUUGGGACACACCAACGCCAGUUUGCGUUAAUUCGCAGUGUCCUUCAUUGGCAACUCCAGACCAUGCAUUAGUUGCCUCGAAAUAUAACGGCGCGAUACUGAUGUAUUUCUGCGAACCGGGACAUGUAUUAAUUGGUACUGCGGAAAUUUACUGCAAUGGAAAACAAUGGAAUGGAACUGCGCCUUACUGUAGAGAUACGACCGCCGCGGCGCCAAUAAAAUGUGAUUUUGAAAAACCGGAUCUUUGCUGGUGGGAACAAGAUCCGCGGCACGAUUUUGACUGGCGACGACAUAAUUUUGAAACACCGAGUUCUCAUAUUGGGACUGGACCAACAUAUGAUCAUACACUUGGCGCCGGAAAUGAUGGUUACUAUCUUUAUAUUGAGGCUUCCGGUCGACUUGUAAAUGAUACUGCGCGGAUUAUUUCCCCUUUAUAUAAUGCGUCAUACACAGACUCCGGAUGUUUUUCAUUCUGGUAUCACAUGUACGGCGGAACGAUAGGUGCACUACGUGUGUACUUUAAAGAAGAGAGUACAGAGACACCUAAAUUAAUGUUCGAAAAGCUGGGUAAUCAGGGUAAUCGUUGGCUACACGGUUUGUUUGAUCUUCCAAAGACAAACUCAAGUUUCCAGAUAAUAAUUGAAGGUGUACGUGGCUCGAGCUAUGUCAGCGAUUUGGCAAUUGACGAUGUUGCUAUUCUACAAACUGAAGAGUGCACUCAAGCUAAAAAAAUUGAUUCUGAUACUACUGCACGUAGUGUGACUACAAACGAUGAUCAAAUCGAAAUAAUAAAUGCACUGCAAAGUUGUCGCGGUAGAUGCGGUAAUGUACCUGGAAUUAAUACUUGGACAACAAUUAUACCAUUGUCUUCACCCGAUGCCUGUCAGUGUUCUCUCGACUGCGCUGAGAAUUCCACUUGUUGCCCCGACUUCGCCGAGUACUGCAUUCUCGCCAUCACGGACUAUCCGGCAUCACCGACAAUGUCACCAACAAACGGACUACUGUCGACAAAAUUAAACCCAUCAGUGAUAACAAUAGACCCGAAAGAUGAAAUAGACCCCGAAGUAUCAACCGCACCUCGUAAAUUGUCACCAUCCAUCACAACUAAAUUAGAGACAAUUGAAUUAAUGGUAACGAGCCCACUUCCACGUCUUAAAACUACCAGGAGCAGGACCAAAACAACAGAGAACAAAGCUAUUCAUCCAGAGACACCAUUUCCUACGAUUAAAUUACAGGAACAAACAACAGAAUUAAAUACCGCAAUAAUUAAUAAGUACAAAAAGACUACAGCCUCGGUUAUUAAUAAUAAAGUUACCUCAGAAUCGGAAGUUUUUGUUGAUCGAGCUGAACAAUUACACGCGGUAGCGAGUCUCGGUAUGUCGGAGAUAAUUAGUAUUGUUGUGGUGCUGAUAGCAGCGGUAACUAUUGCUACUGGAAUAAUAAUUGUCGUGUUACGAAGACGUAAAACUUACAAAAGAGGCUCUGGUAGCAGCGGCUCGGUACUAUCUGAUGACAGCGACGUACGUUUUUUGACAUCCGACGAAGUACUUGACUUUAAUUUAGCGCGCCCGAGUGAGUACGAUGAACUUUAAUUAUUUAAUUUUAUUAUUUAUUAAUUAACUAAUUAAUUGUCAUACUCUUUAGCUCAAUACGUAUCAUAAUUAUCAUUAUUAUAUACUGUUGCAACUUAAUUAGGUCUAUUUUAUAUGUAAAUAAUUAUAAUUAUAAUUAUAUGGAGAUUGAGGAUAUGAUUAAAUUACAAAUUUUUUUUUUU